Schistocerca serialis cubense is the source of this 1683-nucleotide messenger RNA. RefSeq names its product golgin subfamily A member 6-like protein 22. The transcript is spliced from 5 exons. Bases 1 to 1683 code for a protein of 560 amino acids. NCBI's taxonomy places the organism in Eukaryota, Metazoa, Arthropoda, Insecta, Orthoptera, Acrididae. The record is from RefSeq and is a predicted model, not a curated record.
AUGGCGGCAUCGCGGGGCGGCGGGGGGCGACCUCACUGCUGGCGGCGCAUCUGCGGCGGUGGAGGGCAGGAGGAGGAGCAGAAGAAGAAGGAGGAGGAAGAGGAGGAGGAGCAGAAGAAGAAGGAGGAGCAGGAGGAGGAGGAGGAGGAGGAGGAGGAGGAGGAGGAGGAGGAGGAGGAGGAGGAGCAGAAGGAGGAGGAGCAGAAGGAGGAGGAGGAGGAGGAGCAAAAGGAGGAGGAGCAAAAGGAGGAGGAGGAGGAGGAGCAAAAGGAGGAGGAGAGGAGGAGGAGGAGCAAAAGGAGGAGGAGCAAAAGGAGGAGGAGGAGGAGGAGCAAAAGGAGGAGGAGGAGGAGGAGCAAAAGGAGGAGGAGGAGGAGGAGGAGGAGGAGGAGGAGGAGCAAAAGGAGGAGGCGGAGGAGGAGGAGCAGCAAAAGGAGGAGGAGGAGGAGGAGCAAAAGGAGGAGGAGGAGGAGGAGCAAAAGGAGGAGGAGGAGGAGGAGCAAAAGGAGGAGGAGGAGGAGGAGCAAAAGGAGGAGGAGGAGGAGGAGGAGGAGGAGCAAAAGGAGGAGGAGGAGGAGGAGGAGGAGGAGCAAAAGGGAGGAGGAGGAGGAGGAGCAAAAGGAGGAGGAGGAGGAGGAGGAGCAAAAGGAGGAGGAAAAGGAGGAGGAGGAGCAAAAGGAGGAGGAAAAGGAGGAGGAGGAGGAGGAGGAGGAGGAGGAGGAGCAAAAGGAGGAGGAGGAGGAGGAGGAGCAAAAGGAGGAGGAGGAGGAGGAGGAGCAAAAGGAGGAGGAGGAGGAGGAGGAGCAAAAGGAGGAGGAGGAGGAGGAGCAAAAGGAGGAGGAGGAGGAGGAGCAAAAGGAGGAGGAGGAGCAAAAGGAGGAGGAGGAGCAAAAGGAGGAGGAGGAGCAAAAGGAGGAGGAGGAGCAAAAGGAGGAGGAGGAGCAAAAGGAGGAGGAGGAGCAAAAGGAGGAGGAGGAGCAAAAGGAGGAGGAGGAGCAAAAGGAGGAGGAGGAGCAAAAGGAGGAGGAGGAGCAAAAGGAGGAGGAGGAGCAAAAGGAGGAGGAGGAGCAAAAGGAGGAGGAGGAGCAAAAGGAGGAGGAGGAGCAAAAGGAGGAGGAGGAGCAAAAGGAGGAGGAGGAGCAAAAGGAGGAGGAGGAGCAAAAGGAGGAGGAGGAGCAAAAGGAGGAGGAGGAGCAAAAGGAGGAGGAGGAGCAAAAGGAGGAGGAGGAGCAAAAGGAGGAGGAGGAGCAAAAGGAGGAGGAGGAGCAAAAGGAGGAGGAGGAGCAAAAGGAGGAGGAGGAGCAAAAGGAGGAGGAGGAGCAAAAGGAGGAGGAGGAGCAAAAGGAGGAGGAGGAGCAAAAGGAGGAGGAGGAGCAAAAGGAGGAGGAGGAGCAAAAGGAGGAGGAGGAGCAAAAGGAGGAGGAGGAGCAAAAGGAGGAGGAGGAGCAAAAGGAGGAGGAGCAAAAGGAGGAGGAGGAGCAAAAGGAGGAGGAGGAGCAAAAGGAGGAGGAGGAGGAGGAAAAGGAGGAGGAGGAGGAGGAAAAAAACUAUAGUAGACGAAGCGGGAGCUACCUGGCGGUACAGCUCAACCCUGGACUCUCGCCAGCAAUGAGUCAGGCACCUCGCCAGAGAUACGGCCUCAUCGUGGUCCCUGGUCCGGCCGUAAAGAUAAAGCACGAAUAA